AUGAGAUUGGUUUGUGAGAAGAAAGAGGAAGAGCUUCAAGAGAGAGAGAAAAAAGUUGAGUUGCUUUCUAAGUUGAUCGAUGAGAAGUCGUGUGAGUUAGACAGGAGAGUGAAAGAUUUUGAUCUGAAGGAAAAAGUAUCGAUUGAGAGAAGGAGCAAAGAAGCUGAGGCUGUGGCAAUAUCACUUAAGGAACUCGAAGCGAAGGAGAAGGAAAUUAGCUUACUUGAUGAAGCUGUGAAAGAGAAAUUGGCUGAAUUGGAGAAGAAAAAAGAAAACUUUGAAGCUGAACUGAAAGAAAAAGCUGAGCAGAUUGAGGAGAAGAGCAAGUUUCUUGAGUUAAAGGAGAAGAAGCUUGAAGAAAAGCAGAGAGAGUUUCAAGAACCAUUAAAACAAGCUGAGGCUUGUAAGAGAUCAAGGGUUAAAAUGUUGGCAGAAAAGUGUGGUGAAGUUGAUUCUCUUCUCCCUCCUCCAAAAAAGCAAAAAUCACACUACCAUGAUGAUGAAGACGAAGGAGAAGAUCUAGCUUGUGUAGUUUCAGCUUCUGCAUCUUCGUCUGAACAUUUGAACGAAGCGCAAGAAGGAGAGAUUGAUGAAGUUAUCUCCAUAGCUGACUCAGAUGACACAGAUGAAGAAGAUCCUGAGCCAUUAAGUUGUCUUGACUCAGAGUUUCAUGAUUUUGAAAAAACAUUGAGCUCUUUCGUGGUUGGUAAAGUGUGGGCUCUCUAUGAUCCUAUUGAUGAGAUGCCUCGAUUGUAUGGUCGGAUCAAGAGAAUUAAUAAGUCGCAGUUGAGUGUUCAAGUUACAUGGCUUGACCCUAAAGAUGAGGAAUCAGUUCUUGUUGCUUGCGGGAGGUUCGAGCAUGGGCUUACAGAAACCAUGCAAAGCUACUUGACGUUGUCUCAUGAGGUGCAUCCAAUCAUAUAUGGCAGAAACUUCAUCGCUGUGAAUCCGAGAGAAGGCGAAACAUGGGCACUUUUCAGAGAUUGGAGCAAAAGCAGGAACAACAAUCCGGAACAGCACAAGCCUCCUUAUAGGUACGACCUUGUGGAAGUAAUCAGCUUCGACGAUCAUCUAGGAUUUGGAGUGGCCUAUUUAGGGAAGGUUGAAGGAUUUGUAUCGGUCUUUAAGCACGAUGUGCAGGAUGGAGUCGUCUCUUUCUUGAUCUCACCAGAGGAAAUACAUAGAUUCUCUCACAGAGUGCCUUCUUUUAGACUGAAUGGAGAGGAGAAAGAGGGAGUUCCCGCUGGUUCUUUCGAGCUUGACCCUGCUGCUGUCCCGAGUUCUAUACUCAAGCUUGAUCACUCUGUCCACGAGGAAGCAGAAGAAGCGGAAAGACAAAGCAAGGAAUGUGGUAAAGCUGGUGAGGUUGAAGAUCAAGAUGGGUCUAGAAAAGAUAUUCCCAUUAUUAUCUUAGAUUAA
Molecule: messenger RNA, 1419 nt
Organism: Arabis nemorensis
Lineage: Eukaryota; Viridiplantae; Streptophyta; Magnoliopsida; Brassicales; Brassicaceae
Source: the annotation of a GenBank genome assembly